Chaetomium strumarium is the source of this 1070-nucleotide messenger RNA. RefSeq lists its product as uncharacterized. NCBI's taxonomy places the organism in Eukaryota, Fungi, Ascomycota, Sordariomycetes, Sordariales, Chaetomiaceae. The transcript has a single exon. The record is from RefSeq and is a predicted model, not a curated record. The coding region runs from base 301 to 981 and encodes 226 amino acids.
UGUAGGUCUCGGUGAAGCCAAAGGGUUCACAACAAUGCAAGUUGCAAUGUCUGCACAGUAAGGUAGUGACUACUCUACUGCUUGUAUUGCUCACUGGAGAACUUCCCGAGUCCUCCAGAACGAAUGACUAGCUAACCUAUAUACUACGGGCAUCCUAUGGAUCACUGCUUGUCUCUGGUGAUCCCUCAUACUGGAUCACCUUGGAUCACUGGUGAUCCUCUGUGAGCCUUAUAGUUGGAUCACCAAGCCUUCCCUAUGCCAAGCGUGAUCCUUUUCUGAUUGGUCUGUUCCUGGAUCGGAAUGAUUGGAUGCGGGCGCCGCCCGCGGACCAUGCAGGUCGGCCCCACCGGCCUCUGCAGGUUAAUUCAUGACAAUCAGGGCAGGUUAGUGGCAGUGCGAUGGAGGGAGCUGCGCCGGUGUGGCAGCUCUUUUCGACGGCCUGCUGCAAGACACGUUCGGCACUGCGGCUUCGGCCUCGUGGGGAGACCCUCGCAGUGCAACGGGAAGCUGGAAGUCGGGGUUGCGCCCGGCGGAAGGUGGGCCGUGGCGGCUAUGCUGGACCGAGGGGAGCGCAAUAGAGUUGCGGUCCCGGCUCGCAUCCGGGCCACAGGAGCGAAACAGCUAUUGCCUCGGCGGGGGACCUGUUGGACUGUAAGCGUGGCUAGGCCACGUCCCCUUGUCUCCGGGCGCAGGUUACGGUAUGGGAUGAAGCCGCGGAUGGAUUGCGCCGGAUAUGGGUGCCUCGGCUGUGGAACAAAUGUGUGGUGUCGCCGCCGCAAGGAAGCUGUGGCUCCGAGGAGCAGUGUAGCUGGCCGGAGAGGACGGACGCGCGUGUCGGUUCUCCAAGAGAGAGGGGGCUCUACAGAUGCUAAGUACCCGGCUCGCACCCGGGCCCCGGCCCUGCGCAGGCUGCUGUGGUGUCGCCUACGAAGGCUCUGUAGGGUUGUGCCUCUUGCGGAGGGCUUAAGGUGCAAACCUUAGGGUCCCGUGGCCGAGAGGUCCGGUAGGGAGGCCUGGUCCAGCCUCUCUGACUAGGUUGCCCUACGAGGCAGGUCUGUGCAGCUAGUUAG